CUCUAGUUAGUUUCAUGGAUAAUUUUCCCAUUAAAAGGUAAGGACAUGUAAAACUGUGGUUUUAAAGCAUUAAGGCACAACAUUAUUCUUGACAGUGACAUUUAUGUAUUGUGUUAUAUUCUUGUCUAGGAUGUAUAGUUUGAUCAUUUAAGGCAUGGAUUAUUCAAUUGCAUUUGAAAAUCCUGCUUGUUUUUUAUAUUUGUAUUUGCGUAGGUGUUCAUCACCGUUCCAUUAUCAAUUAUUGAUAUGCUUUGUAUCUUUAAGCAUGAUGUGCCUGGUUAAUUUAGUUGCUCACUUUUUUUCUUCCCUUGAAGAAAAGGGUUUUUCACAUCAAAGUAUGCAUUUAGGUUAUGAAGGAGCUUAUAAGAACUAGCAGGGAGAACAAUUUGGGCAGAAUUAGUUCACUGUAAGCUUAUUUCCAUAUUAACCAACAUGUUUUAUGAAGUUCCGGAUGAAGUUGUUGAGCUUGAACUCUGCACACCAAAGUUCCUUGUGGAUCAACUUGAUCUGAUUGGAGGAGUUCAGUUUAUUUUUUUGGAGUAUUCUCUUGCAAAUUCAAGAGAAGAGAAGAAAAAUCUGUAUGCAGUGCUUUUUUAUUACAUUUUGCAUCAAAUAAAUGAAUCGUGCAUAGUCUCAGGAGCCAGUGAACACAGUGAUGAAGAGAUCCAACCUCUGGCUGCUCUGCUUGCUCAAACAAAUGUACCUGAGGCAUUUUAUAUUUCUGUUAAACUUGGGGUAGAGGGCAUUGGAGAGAUUUUGAGAAGAUCAAUUGCAUUUGCUCUAUCCAGAUAUAGUGAAAGACUAAAUACGAUACUUCCAGUUUUUCCUUAUCUAUAAUAUACUUUAAAGUUUUAAGGCUAUACAUUUUUCCUUUGAUCUUAUAUGCAUUUCUUCAUAUA
Molecule: messenger RNA, 899 nt
Organism: Arachis stenosperma
Lineage: Eukaryota; Viridiplantae; Streptophyta; Magnoliopsida; Fabales; Fabaceae
Exons: 2
Coding region: 433-837 (134 amino acids)
Source: RefSeq, a predicted model, not a curated record